Molecule: messenger RNA, 1694 nt
Organism: Umbelopsis ramanniana AG
Lineage: Eukaryota; Fungi; Mucoromycota; Umbelopsidomycetes; Umbelopsidales; Umbelopsidaceae
Exons: 7
Coding region: 286-1626 (446 amino acids)
Biological process (GO): mRNA splicing, via spliceosome
Cellular component (GO): U12-type spliceosomal complex
Molecular function (GO): U12 snRNA binding; pre-mRNA intronic binding
Source: RefSeq, a predicted model, not a curated record
CUUGAAGAAAUGGCGAUUUCAUCCAUUCGUGGUAUACAAGGACAUGUUCCGGUUUAUAUGGUACUAAAAUUGCUUUUGGGCCAAUCUACACGUUCCAUGGCACUUUCAAUUAGUUUUUAUUGAACAUAAGUUGAAGCUCACGAAGAAUUCUUACCAAAACUAGGUUUUCGUUCUGCCUCAUUCGUUCCAGUUCAAAGCAAAAGGUCGUGACUACCUUUCACUGAGGCGGCGAACUUCUUCACCUCCAAACACCAGAAUCACGGUAACGAGGGCACAUUUCGAAUUAUGAACGUAAGUUCCGAAAAGCCAGGUUCUGCCUCAUGGUCGGUUACAACUCUGUUGGUAAAACGGUUACCACCCAAUAUCACAGCGUCUACAGCAACGUGCCAACAGUUCUUCACACCGUUUGGAAGUAUAGACGUACGGCUGAUGAGCUCACUUCCAAUGCGAGGAUCUGCUUUUGUCGAUUUUCCAGGGAAUGAAGCUGCUGCAGCGGCACGAGAGCGUUUGAUGGCCAUCGAUUUCAGUGGCAAAAAACUACGAGUGGAGUAUGCAACCCCUAGCCGAGACAGAAUAAGUAAUCAUAUAUCAACAGGGUCGAGCAAUAACAGCAUAACGAAUCUUGGUGCACCGCCUCCAUCACGGAAACCGAUUGCUGCUACGAAACCACCAGAAGCUUCACGGUUCAAAUCCAACACCAAUACAGAGCAGGCAGGAUCUGCACCUUCUAUUGCGCCUGCAUUAGGAGUCAAUUAUCCCUCUAACCCUAAUCUAAAGUACAAGUACCCUGAUCCUACACCAGAGAUUUUAACCAAUAUGAUGCAAGCCAUUGGGAGUGUGCCUCGUUUAUAUAACCAGGUCCUGCAUUUAAUGAACAAAAUGAAUUUACCGCCCCCUUUCGGUCCAGUACGAAAAGAUGCAAUACCUGCCACUCUGAAGCGAAAAUCAGAUGGCCUCGUGGCUAGCGACGAAUCUGAGAUGGAGAGCAGUGGUGAAGAAUCUGACUCAAGACGGAGUGUGAAGAGAAUGAAAGCGAAGGAUAAUCAUGAGCAAAGGCAACUUGCUUUAGGGAGGAAGAAAGUCACUUCAACGAUCUCCAUCAAUAUACCCAAUGUAGAUAAUGCCAAAGUCGCCUUGGCCGCCUCAGCGAUAGAGCCCGAGGAGCCACAUUCAGCGGUAGUCCAGGAAAAAUAUGAUGUCAAGACAUCUGAGAACGAGGGAUUUGAGAGGACUGAGCCCAACAAGACUGAUCAAUACAUAACCAUAGAGACACUCGAUGCCCAUAAAGCAUCUCCAGACAAUUCUCAGUAUAGUACGGCUUUCAAGAACUACUCAGAAGGGGAGCCAACAACGCGACUAUACAUAAAGAAUCUUGAGCGUAAAGUAGUUAAGGAAUCUGACCUUCGCAAAAUAUUUGGACGAUUUGUGUUAGAGAGCAAGGGCGAUCCGGACAAAGAUUUGGAUAUCAAUCUUUUACUUUCAGGGCGGAUGCGUGGACAAGCUUUUGUGACAUUUAAAGAUCAAGAAACAGCCAGAAAAGCUUUGGAAGGAGCGCAUAGGUAUAUACUUCACGGGAAGCCGAUGAUUAUACAGUUUGCAAAGAGUCAAGUCGCUCAAAGACAAUAAUAAAAGCAAGUGCACAGUCAAGCUAAUUUCAAUCACCGCAUCAUCCUGACUCACUUUGGUUGAGGUUA